Messenger RNA from Talaromyces atroroseus, 2121 nucleotides. RefSeq lists its product as hypothetical. The record is from RefSeq and is a predicted model, not a curated record. Bases 1 to 2121 code for a protein of 706 amino acids. Gene Ontology annotation, molecular function: zinc ion binding; acetyltransferase activity; DNA-binding transcription factor activity, RNA polymerase II-specific. The transcript has 2 exons. Gene Ontology annotation, biological process: regulation of DNA-templated transcription. NCBI's taxonomy places the organism in Eukaryota, Fungi, Ascomycota, Eurotiomycetes, Eurotiales, Trichocomaceae.
AUGGCCACUGUCGCACAGCCCGCGUCUAUCAGUAAUGGGACUCAUGUGCAAGAAAACGAUCAACAUACCGAGCACGGUCCUCCGCGUUUUACUGCCGUGAAUGGGAAGGAAACAACAGCAUUGCACAACCCCAGCAUUCCGCCUAUGACCGUGAACCAAAACCAGAGCAGAGAAGCUACCGAUUUUGUGGGAAUUAAUGGCAACACAAAUAGCUCACGGCCAGAAGAAAGCCCACGCAAACUGUCAAAUGCAAGCAAAGAACAAGCCGACGAAUAUGGAUCGCAAGAAUUAUCGUUUCAUACAACACCCGGUGGAGCGAACAAAAAUAAGAGAAAGCGAUCAGAGUCUAUCGAGCAUCAUUCAUCAUCUCAGCAAGACCAUUUGCGUUUGGGCGGCGACGUUACAGGAAUCCCUGCUCGCGUCGUCUCGGAAGGCAAUUCUGAAUUGUCUAUACAGUCAGAAGCAACCAACAGCACCAAGUUACUCCCUACGAAUGUUGACUAUUCUAAUCCGUCUCCUACAAGCUACUCGCAUCCGGAGGUCAAGGAAGACCAGGCGAUCAAUGGCACCAGCAGCUCUUGGCAUGAUUACGAUUCGCAUUUGAUUAGUCAAGCUCAAAAGGCGCAAAAUUUAGAUACAUCUGAUGCUCAACUCGUGGAAGUUCUGCAAAGAGAGACCCAUUCCACCGAUUCAAUCGAGCACAAAUCAUGGGUUACUGGCCCGACUUCAGCCUCUGGUGAGUCAGAUCAGCGGUCUGUUCAACCUUAUGCACAGGACAAACCACAGGCGGCUAUUCAGGUCGGUCCGAAGAGGAAACGGGUUUUCAGCAAUCGAACUAAAACCGGCUGUCUGACAUGUCGGAGGAGAAAGAAGAAAUGCGAUGAACAACAUCCAGCAUGUAACAAUUGUAUACGCGGUGGAUUCGUCUGUGAAGGCUACUCUUCUAGGAGUACUUGGCAAAAGCCAUCAAGCAGCAAGGCUCCAGUACCACUACAGUCUAAGGAAGGAUACACCGACGCAGGCAAUCAUUACUUGCAAGAUGCUGGCGGCCGGCAUCAUGAACGGGGUCCAACGACACCACAGCAAUCUGAAGUGAGCAAAGUCAGACCAGUCGCCGUGGAGGAAAACGAGGGUGCCGGGGUUCAAUACUUGGGCAGUUCAGCAAGUGUUGCGGGAAACCGGAACGCCUGGCCGAAAAGGAGCUGGCCAGGUGCUUCACAUCCUCCUUACCUGGCGGAACAUAUGGCAAAGCCUGAUUAUCGUGAAGUACCUCCGAUUCAUGAACUCUCCCGCGAAGGGCAACCAAAAGCAGAGUAUCAUGUUGUCCCAUCCAUUCGGGAACUUUCUCAACAACAAGGUUCGCACGCGAAACCUAGCAUGCCCAUUUUUCAGAGUCCUGUCGAUCAAAGACCCCCGCAUCCCAGUCCGUUGGACACUAGUAGUCCACAAGCACAAGCCCGUCUAGCUUUAAGCAUCGAACACCAGCUGUCGGCACGCCACAACGCUGGGGAGGACACAGAAAGAGAAAAGAUGGUCCAUGGGGAACUAUAUCGUCCCUUUGAUAUCCAGUUAGUUGAAGACCGUGACCGUUGCAAAUCAGCCUUGUGGCGAUUCAAUAAUGCUUGUAAUCCACAAUCUGGGAUAAGUUCCAAGGAACAGAAUCGUCUUCUUCGGGAGGUUAUUAUACCUCCCGUCACCAGCUCACCUUCAAUGUCUCCUAUUUCGCGACCUUCUGGAUCUAUCGGGCCAGGGGCUAUUGUUGAGGCACCCUUUCGCUGUCAUUAUGGUUUCAAUAUACACAUUGGCGAAGAUGUGAUGAUUUCCGAAAAUUGUUCCAUGAUUGACGAUUGUCCCAUCAAUAUUGGGGCACACACGUGGAUUGGACCCAACGUUACCAUUCUAGGCUCGAUGGCUCACGCCAACAUGCAAGAACGUAAAGGUUCACAAAGUCGAUAUCAAGGUCGUCCAGUUACCAUAGAGGAAGAUUGCUAUGUUGGCGCAAACUGUACGAUCUAUCCUGGGGUGCGUCUUCGACGUGGUGCCUACGUUGCUCCAGGUGAAGUAGUGAAAUCAGACAUCGUUGCAUAUGGGUUUCAGGGACUUAAACCAAGCUAUAUGUGA